AUGAAGUGUUUCUUCUUCAAAGACAAGUGUAAAUCCGCCCCUGAAUUGCAUAAGAAGAAAAACCCCGCCGUGAACCGCGCCGCCAACUCCACCGGCUCCCUGUCUUCGCCCAAGAGCGUGAAGGACUUGUACAGAGAGAAAGAGAACAGCUUCAGAGUUUUCACUUUGCAAGAGCUCAGAGAUGCCACCGAAGGUUUCAAUAGGACGCUCAAGCUUGGCGAAGGGGGGUUCGGGAGUGUGUAUAAAGGUUCCAUCAGACCUUCCGAUGGGCAAGGUGAUCCAUUUCCGGUUGCUAUCAAAAGGCUCAACACGCGUGGCUUCCAGGGUCAUAAAGAAUGGCUUGCUGAAGUUCAAUUUCUUGGCAUUGUUAAUCACCCAAAUUUGGUUAAGCUUUUGGGGUACUGCUCCGUGGACGGAGAAAGAGGAAUCCAACGGCUGUUGGUGUAUGAGUUCAUGCCCAACAGGAGCUUGGAGGAUCACCUCUUCAAUAAAAGUUUACCACCCCUGCCUUGGAAAACAAGAUUGGAGGUCAUGCUUGGUGCUGCUCAAGGAUUAGCUUAUCUCCAUGAAGGACUGGAGAUUCAGGUGAUCUACCGAGAUUUCAAGUCUUCAAAUGUUCUAUUGGAUGCGGACUUCCAUCCAAAGCUCUCAGAUUUUGGUCUUGCUAGAGAAGGACCACAAGGUGAUCAGACUCAUGUAUCCACUGCGGUGGUCGGGACACAAGGAUAUGCUGCACCAGAGUACAUUGAAACGGGUCAUCUAAAAGUUCAGAGCGACAUGUGGAGUUUUGGUGUAGUACUUUAUGAGAUCCUCACAGGAAGAAGAUCAUUGGAAAGAAACCGUCCCACAGCAGAACAAAAGCUUUUAGAUUGGGUCAAACAGUACCCUGCUGACACCAGCAGGUUCGUGGUGAUAAUGGACCCACGUCUCAGGAACCAGUAUUCUCCCCAAGCAGCUCGCAAAAUAGCCAAGUUGGCUGAUAGCUGCUUGAAGAAGAAUCCAGAAGAUAGACCAUCCAUGACUCAGAUAGUUGAAGUCUUGAAGCAAGCAUUGCAACACUCAGAAACUUCAAACUCUUCUUCUCAAGACAUUGCUGAAUCCUCCUCAUCUCGUUCCAAAUUGGUCCGAAAAGGUAAAUAG
Molecule: messenger RNA, 1140 nt
Organism: Sphenostylis stenocarpa
Lineage: Eukaryota; Viridiplantae; Streptophyta; Magnoliopsida; Fabales; Fabaceae
Source: the annotation of a GenBank genome assembly